This is a messenger RNA of Chara braunii, 2228 nucleotides long. NCBI's taxonomy places the organism in Eukaryota, Viridiplantae, Streptophyta, Charophyceae, Charales, Characeae. The record is from the annotation of a GenBank genome assembly.
CACCACCUCUCUCUCUCUCUCUCUCUCUCUCUCUCUCUCUCUCUCUCAUGGACACAAACCUAGUCCUCCAAUAGACAACCAAUUGCUGCCGCAUAAGACAGGAAACGUUUAUUCUUGUUCUUGCUUUGGUUCAAAACAGCAAACGUUUUUACAGCAGGCCCAAGUUCCACACGCAGAACGUGGAAAGAAAACUCAAAACAGAACCAGUCUCCUGGGGUCAGCUGCAAGAACAAAAUAUACGGUAACACUGACAUUUCGCAGGGAGAGUGCGCACGAGUUAAUGCCCAUCCCAACUUUUCAAAAGGUCUGUACAAACUUACUACAUGCGAUUUUCAUCAACUCGACUCGCUUUCCGACCUUGACAGUGACGGAUCAGAGUCAUCGUUGGACCCACUACUCUUCGAUCGACUGGCAGAUCCUGCGGGUUUUUCACCCACGCUGGAAGGCCCACACAACGCCUCAACACCAUCGGCAUGAUCGGUUGGCCUUCCCAUUCCUCGCGAAUGCAGGUCAUCCCCGGCAGAAACUGCACUUGAAAGCCCCCCAGCAGCCCCCUGUUGUUGCAGAAAUCCCCCCUGAUGCUGGGAAUACCCAACCAUCAUUGCUGAGGAUGCUUGUUGUUCGCUCACUGCGAAAGGGAGAGGCAUCUGCGCCAUGUCAUCGGACACACCCAUAUUGACAGAGGAACCACGAACUGCAUGGAAAAUUGUUCCUUGCUGAUUCUGCUGAGAUUGAUCUGAAGGGCUGGAUGCUGCCUGCUGUGGUGGCUGCUGUUGCUGCUGCUGGAGCUGCAGAUGCUGUUGUUGGAGUUGGUGCUGCUGCUGCUGCUGUUGCUGUUGCUGUUGCAUAAACUGAAUUGUUGACCGUUGGGCCAUAGCAGAAUGCACAUUCUGCUGUUGACGGGCCUGCUGUGCAUUUUGGGACUGAGGUUGGCCCUGCUGUUGAGUUUGCUGCUGCUGAUGCUGGUGGUGCUGGGAGGAUGGGUGGUGGAGAACAUUAGAAGGGUUGCUCUGCUGCAUUGCAGCUUGAGCAUUCUGCAGAGGUGACUGUUGCAUAACCAUCUGAUGCGGCUGUGACUGCAGUAGAGAUUUCUGUUGAGCUGCAGCCAUUUGUUGCUGCUGCCUCAGUGCCUGCUGCUGCUGCUGUUGUUGCUGAAAAUAGAGACGCUGGUUCUGCUGCGCAAGAUGCAGUUGCUGCUGCUGGGAGAGCUGCUGCUGGGAGAGCUGCUGCUGGGAGAGCUGCUGCUGGGAAAUCUGCUGCUGCUGCUGCAGCUGAGACAGAUGCUGCUGCUGCUGCUGAGAGAGCUGCUCUUGCUGAGAGAACUGAUGCUGCAAACUGCUGCAAUGGGAAUGACGAUUCCUGCUUUUGCUGAGAUAGAGCCUGCUGCUGCUGCUGGGAAAGCACCUGCUGUUGUUGCUGCAGCUGCUGCUGGGAAAGAUUCUGCUGGUGCUGUUGCUGUUGCUGCUGAUGUUGCCGUGGAAUUGCCUGUUGGUGCUGGUGCUGGUGCUGCUGUGCAAACGCCUGAUGUUGCAUCUGCUGCUGCUGCUGCUGCUGCUGCUGCUGUUGCUGCUGUUGCUGCUGCUGUUGCUGCUGUUGCUGCUGUUGUUGCUGAGAUUCUUGUUGCUGUUGCUGUUGCUGCUGCUGCUGCUGCAGCUGUUGUUGUUGUUGUUGUUGUUGCUGCUGCUGUUGCUGUUGUUGCUGCUGCUGCUGCUGCUGCUGUUGCUGCUUCUGCUGCUGCUGCUCCUGCAACGUCAAAGUCUGAUUUUGGGCAGAUUGCUGCUUUUGCUGCUGCAGUUGUGCCUGCUGCUGCUGUGGCGGCAUUGGAUGCUGUUGAAAGGGUAGUGCAGCAUGCUGCAUGGGCACAGUGGUACCCUGUAGACUCGGGUUCUGGCGAUGUGGUGGUGGUUGCAGCUGCACAUGCAUUUGUGCCUGUUGUUGGACUGAUGGCAUUGUCUGCUGCUGUGAUGAAUAUGGAUGCUGCUGCCGCUGUUGCUGCAGAGAGACCUGUGGCUGAGGUUGCGAUUGAACACCAGGCAUCGGCUGACCUUGAGGCAUUAUCCCUGUGGGAGGUGCUGACUGCAACAAACAUCCAAUAAGAAUAUAGAGUCAGUCCCAGGCUUCCCUGCAUUACGGCCCCGGGACCGCUGACAGCAUUGAUAAUCUUCAUUUUUGAAAGGAUUGAUGCAUGAAGUAGAUGCCAGGAUGGGGAAUGAAAAAAAGAUACUGGG